AUGAACGAAACAACAACAAUUUUCACGGGCUAUUCGUUUCAUCUUCCUAUUGAAUCAUGGUUCAUUCCUGUUGGCAUUUUCACUCUUCUAUGUCUUCUUCUAUCAACUUUCUUCUCUAUUGCUUGUUUCCUUCAAAUUCUAUUUGAUAAAACUUGUCAUACAAUCCCAAUGUUAUUAGUUGGAAAUUCUUAUUUUAUUGCUAUUCUCUUUGGUAUUGAUCAGAUCUAUACACGAUGUUUUACAUUAUUUAAUGAUCAUCAACGGAUUCAAUACCAUGAUUUACUUUGUAACUUUCGAGGAUAUUUCGGAUAUGCGACUUGUUCAAUUCAAAAUAGUUCGUAUUUAUUACAAGCUGUUUAUCGAUAUGUUACUAUUGUUUAUCCAACUCGUUUCGUUCUUCAAUCAAUUCGUUUUCAGCUUUUUCUCAUUACAUUAACAUGGCUCAUUGGUUUGCUUUAUCCGAUUGGAUUUUUGUUUACAAAUGAAAUUGUUUAUAAUAUUGACAAUCAAAUUUGUCAAUUACCAUUGAAAUUAUCAUUUUCCAUUAUCUACAUGGCGAACGGUGCUUAUAUAAUUCCUGUUUUAUUGACAAUAUUUGUGUAUUUCAAAUUGAUUUUAUAUGUGAAAAUAAUGGGUAAACGUGUAACAUCAGUAAAUACACUACUUCGUGCACAACGUGAAUUAAAAAUGGUUCGACGUAUUGUUAUUCUCGUUAGUAUUCUGUUUAUACUUUGUUUUCCAUAUGCAAUGUUUAUUUUUUUGUCAUUUUUUAUAACAAUACCGAAGUAUCAUCUGAGAAUAUCGUAUGUAUUUAUUGACGUUUCGUUCAUUGCUGUAGUCAUUGUUCUCUUUCAAUUUACCGAACCUUUGAAAAUGUCUGUAAUGAGAAAAGUAAGGACACAUAAUAUUGUACCGAUACUGAGCAUCCAAAAUUGA
Messenger RNA from Adineta ricciae, 936 nucleotides. The record is from the annotation of a GenBank genome assembly. NCBI's taxonomy places the organism in Eukaryota, Metazoa, Rotifera, Eurotatoria, Adinetida, Adinetidae.